CCCUCUCAUUAGCGGUAGUAGUACCCAUUCUCAUCUCAACCCCUUGAGAGAGAGAGAGAGAGAGAGGAAAGAAGAAGCCCUCUCGAUUCAAUCCCCAAGGCCUCAAAAAUCCCUUCUUUUUCGUGUUGAUUCCAUCGUUUUCAGAGAGAGAGAGAGAGUGAGAGAGAGAGAGAGAGAGAGAGGAAAGAAGAAGCUCUCUCGAUUCAAUCCCCAAGGCCUCAAAAAUCCCUUCUUUUUCGUGUUGAUCCCAUCGUUUUCGUAGAAUUUUGAUCUCUUUUUCGAUUCAAAUCGCCUUGGUUUUCAAGAAAAAAAAAGGAGAGUGGACAGAGAGAGAGAGAGAGAGAGAGAGAGAAAAGAACAGCAAUUUUCUUUGCAAUUUCCAUCAAUCUCCUGCAAAUUUGAUCCCUCUUUCGAUUGAAAUCGCCUUGUUUUCGAGAGAGAAGGAGAGUGGAGAGGGGAAAAAACCCGAUUUUUCUGUUUUGAUCUCUUUCUCACCUUAGAGAGAGUAAAGAGAGCCUCUUCAAUUCAAUCCCUGAAGCUUCAAAAUCUCAAAAAAGGGGGAAAAAAACCUUUUUGUUUGGGUGUUAAUUAAAGUUGAUCUUGUUUGGGUUGAAGCAGUAAAGAUUUGAUAUGGAGACAGGCGCGGAGGGGUAUGGGAUCGCGAGCCUGCGGAUGAACAGCUCGUCGAUCUUCCAGCGGGGCGCGAGCUCCUCGAUCUUCCGGCGGGGGGACGACGUCUUCUCGAUGUCGUCGCGCGACGAGGAUGACGAGGAGGCCCUCAAGUGGGCGGCGCUCGAGAAGCUGCCGACCUACAGCCGGAUGCGCAAGGGGAUCUUUUUUGAUGAGGGGAUCCGCAAGGAGAUCGACAUCGACAGCUUGGGGUUCCAGGAGAAGAAGAAGCUGCUCGAGAGGCUUGUUCACGUCACGGAGGAGGAUAAUGAGAGGUUCCUGUUGAAGCUCAAGGAUCGGAUCGAUCGAGUCGGACUCGAUUUCCCGACGAUUGAGGUGCGGUACGAGCACCUCAACAUCGAGGCUCUUGCUUACGUGGGAAACAGAGGUCUCCCCUCAUUCCUCAAUUCAACACUCAAUGCUCUUGAGGCCGUGGCCAAUGUUCUACAUUUAGUUCCGAACAAGAAGAGGCCGUUAAACAUUCUUCACGACGUUAGCGGAAUCAUCAAGCCAAGGAGGAUGACUUUGCUCUUGGGUCCUCCGGGCUCAGGGAAGACCACGCUGCUUUUGGCUCUGGCCGGAAAGCUUAGCUCGGAUUUAAAGGUCUCGGGUAGGGUGACUUACAAUGGCCAUGAGAUGAAUGAGUUUGUCCCUCAGAGAACAGCAGCCUAUAUAAGUCAGCAUGAUUUGCACAUUGCGGAGAUGACGGUGCGAGAAACCCUUGCUUUCUCUGCUCGGUGCCAGGGAGUCGGUACUCGAUAUGAUAUGUUAACUGAGCUUUCUAGAAGGGAGAAGGCCGCAAAUAUCAAGCCCGACCCUGACAUUGAUGUCUACAUGAAGGCAGCUUCAAUGGGAGGACAGGAAACAAGCAUAAUUACUGAUUACGUGCUCAAGAUUUUAGGUUUAGAUAUAUGUGCCGAUACCAUUGUAGGAAAUGAAAUGUUGAGAGGAAUCUCUGGAGGACAAAGAAAGCGUGUCACGACUGGCGAGAUGAUUGUCGGACCAGCAAGAGCUCUGUUCAUGGAUGAGAUAUCCACUGGUCUUGACAGCUCCACAACAUUCCAGAUAGUAAAAUCUCUCAAGCAAAUGACCAACAUUCUUGGUGGCACGACCGUAAUUUCCUUGCUUCAGCCUGCUCCGGAGACUUACGACCUUUUCGACGACAUAAUCCUCCUCUCAGAUGGGCAGGUUGUGUACCAAGGCCCGCGCGAGAACGUGCUUGAGUUCUUUGAGUCCAUGGGGUUCAAGUGCCCUGAGAGGAAGGGCGUCGCUGACUUCUUACAAGAAGUGACUUCAAGGAAAGAUCAGCAUCAGUAUUGGGUACGCCAUCCCGAGCCGUACCGAUACGUUCCCGUGAGGGUGUUCUCAGAGGCGUUCCAGUCGUUCCAUGUCGGUGAGAAGCUUGGGAGAGAGCUUUCGGUCCCAUUUGACAAGAGCAAGAGCCACCCGGCUUCUCUCACUACAUCAAAGUAUGGCCUUAGAAAGAAGGAGCUGCUAAAAGCUUGCGCGGCUAGGGAGUUCUUGCUAAUGAAGAGAAAUUCAUUUGUGUACAUAUUCAGGGCUGUUCAGCUCACUUUUUUGACAAUCAUUCUAAUGACACUCUUCUUAAGAACCCGCAUGCACCAUAGGGAUGUGAAUGAUGGGGUGGUUUUCAUGGGUGCUCUCUUCUUCUCUAUUAUAGUCCACAACUUCAAUGGCUUCUCUGAGCUCGCCUUGACCACCAUUAAGCUCCCUGUCUUCUUCAAGCAACGGGACUACCUCUUCUUCCCUGCAUGGGCGUAUUCUAUACCAACAUGGAUCCUUAAGUUUCCUGUUUCGAUGAUCGAGGCAGCGGUCACGGUGUUCUUGAAUUACUAUGUAAUUGGUUUUGAUCCAAACAUAGGAAGGCUGUUUAAGCAGUAUCUGCUGCUUCUCUUUGUCAAUCAAAUGGCUGCUGGGCUCUUUAGAUUGGUCGCAGCAUUAGGCAGGAUCAUGGUUGUCGCGAAUACAAUUGCAUCCUUUGCACUUCUGGUGAUGCUCGUUUUCAGUGGAUUCAUCUUAUCGCAUGAUAAGAUUAGGAAUUGGUGGAUCUGGGGUUACUGGAUCUCCCCCCUCAUGUAUGCACAGAACGCAAUUUCAGUGAACGAGUUCCUAGGACACAAAUGGAGACAUAUUGAUCCUGCAACAAAUGAGACACUUGGCGUAGCAGUCUUGAAAUCACGCGGAAUGUUUACAGAAGCAAAAUGGUAUUGGAUUGGUCUCGGUGCAUUAGUUGGUUUCGUUCUCGUCUUCAACUUUCUCUUCACGGUGGCACUGUCCUAUCUAAAAUCAUUAGGGAAGGCUCAGCCUAUUCUAACUGAAGAAGCAAUUAAGGAGAAGCAUACAAAUAUUACUGGGGAAAUGCUGGAAAUGGAAACCAUAGGGCAAGCCUCCGAUAGCGUCUCUUCGUCCAGAGGAAACGCUAGAAAUGCUAGGAAUAGUGCUUCAUCAAGGACAACAGCUGAGGAUUCUAAUCAGAAUAGGAGAGGAAUGGUUCUUCCAUUUGCGCCACUUGCAGUUGCUUUUGAUGAUAUAAGAUACUCGGUCGACAUGCCGCCGGAAAUGAAAGCACAAGGAGUUCAAGAGGACAGGCUGCUGCUACUCAAAGGAGUCAGUGGGUCUUUCAGGCCGGGUGUUCUUACUGCUCUCAUGGGUGUAAGUGGAGCUGGAAAGACUACACUUAUGGAUGUCUUAGCCGGUAGGAAAACCGGAGGGUACAUAGAAGGAAACAUCACCAUUUCUGGCUAUCCCAAAAAGCAAGAAACCUUCGCUCGUGUUUCCGGUUACUGUGAACAAAAUGAUAUCCACUCUCCUAAUGUGACGGUCUAUGAAUCACUCGUCUACUCCGCGUGGCUCAGACUGCCUCCUGAAGUUGAUUCCGAGACCAGAAAGAUGUUCAUUGAAGAGGUGAUGGAACUAGUAGAGCUUAAUCCAGUGAGAGAAGCACUCGUUGGAUUACCUGGUGUGAACGGCUUAUCAACGGAGCAAAGAAAGCGGCUUACGAUUGCUGUGGAGCUUGUGGCCAACCCUUCGAUCAUAUUCAUGGAUGAGCCCACUUCUGGACUAGAUGCGAGGGCCGCAGCCAUAGUUAUGAGGACUGUGAGAAACACCGUCGACACUGGUAGAACUGUCGUUUGCACAAUUCACCAGCCUAGUAUUGAUAUUUUUGAAGCUUUUGAUGAGCUCUUUCUAAUGAAGAGAGGUGGAGAAGAGAUAUAUGUGGGCCCACUAGGACACCAUUCUGUUCAUCUGAUCAAUUAUUUUGAGGGAAUUCGAGGGGUUAGUAAGAUCAAACCAGGGUAUAAUCCUGCAACAUGGAUGUUGGAAGUGAGCUCACUGGCCCAAGAAGAGAUAUUGGGUGUCAACUUCACUGAAACAUACAAGAACUCAGAACUGUAUCAGAGAAACAAAGCAUUGAUUAAGGAACUAAGCGCACCCCCUCCUGGUACCAGUGAUCUAUAUUUCGCGUCUCAGUAUUCUCAAUCCUUUUUCUCUCAAUGCAUGGCUUGUCUUUGGAAACAAUACUUAUCGUAUUGGAGGAACCCUCCGUACACUGUCGUGAGGUUCUUCUUCUCUCUCAUUGUUGCCUUCAUGUUCGGCACAAUAUUUUGGCGCCUCGGUAACAAAUGGGAAACACAACAGGAUCUAUUCAACGCCAUGGGCUCAAUGUAUGCUGCUGUUCUGUUCAUGGGAAUCUCAUACGCCUCUUCGGUGCAACCUGUCGUUGCCAUUGAAAGAACGGUCUUCUACCGAGAAAGAGCCGCAGGAAUGUAUUCGGCAUUGCCGUAUGCAUUUGGACAGGUUUCAAUCGAACUACCAUACGUCCUAAUCCAAUCACUGAUAUACGGAGUUAUAGUGUACGCCAUGAUCGACUUCAAAUGGACUGCGGCAAAGUUCUGUUGGUACAUAUUCUUCAUGUACUUCACACUCCUCUACUUCACAUUCUAUGGGAUGCUCUGCGUCGGAGUUACUCCAAAUUACAACAUUGCCUCCAUUGUUUCCUCUGCAUUCUACGGCAUCUGGAAUUUGUUCUCCGGGUUUAUUAUCCCCAGACCUAGGAUGCCAGUGUGGUGGAGGUGGUACUCGUGGGCGUGCCCCGUAUCGUGGACGCUGUACGGAUUAGUCACGUCGCAGUUUGGUGACAUACACGACACCAUGACCAACGACAAAGAGGUAUCCCAGUUUUUGAAGGACUACUUCGGGUUCCAUCACGACUUUCUGCCCGCAGUUGCCGUCGCUGUUGUCGGUUUUGCUGCCCUCUUCGCCUUUUUAUUCGGCUUUUCCAUCAAGGUCCUCAACUUCCAACGGCGAUGAUCAUGAUCUCCCGUUUUGAUAUUCGAAAAAGUGGAAACUAUUGUUAGACAAUUUUCUUUUUUUCUUUUCUUUUCCUUUCCUUUCUUUUUGAGAGAGAACAACAAGAUUUGAGUAGCACUAGUUACAUGUAUAGUCCUCAUUUUCUUGGCAUUCUUAUGUAUAAUAGAGAUGAUUAAUUGACACAAAGAAUGUGUUGUAUUAAAACGUACUUAUUCAAUAAAGGACCAAUUAAGUGCAUCAUAUUCAUGCUCAUUAA
Molecule: messenger RNA, 5257 nt
Organism: Ananas comosus (pineapple)
Lineage: Eukaryota; Viridiplantae; Streptophyta; Magnoliopsida; Poales; Bromeliaceae
Product: ABC transporter G family member 44-like
Exons: 24
Coding region: 631-5001 (1456 amino acids)
Cellular component (GO): membrane
Molecular function (GO): ABC-type transporter activity; ATP binding; ATP hydrolysis activity
Source: RefSeq, a predicted model, not a curated record